UAUCUUUGGCCACAACCCACAUGAGAGCAACAAAUGGCAGAAACUUCUGACAACCUUCGAAAGCAGCCAACAUCAACCAAUGUUUUCCAUUUUCUCUAGAAUCUUCUGCUCCCCCGCCAUAAAAAUCAAACACCCACAUCAUUCAGUGAAGUAAAGAGUUCAAUGAAGGGAAUCAUAGUCAAAGAGGAAGAAUCAGUGGCAUUUGUUGCAGCUGGUUCAACAUCAUGUGCAUCUUCUUCUUCAUCUUCAAGCUCAAACCUCUCUCCACAACCCAUGGAAGGGUUACACGAUGUGGGUCCUCCUCCAUUUCUCACCAAGACCUAUGAAGUGGUGGAAGAUCCUUCCACUGACUCCAUUGUUUCCUGGAGCAAAGCUCGCAACAGCUUCGUCGUCUGGGACUCUAGCAGAUUCUCCACCACCAUUUUACCUCGUUACUUCAAGCACAACAACUUCUCCAGCUUCGUUCGUCAGCUCAAUACCUAUGGUUUUAGAAAAGUUGAUCCUGAUCGAUGGGAAUUUGCAAACGAGGGGUUUUUGGCAGGGCAGAGGCAUCUGUUGAAGACUAUAAAGAGAAGAAGAAAUGUGACAGUGACACAGUCACAGGGAAUGCAGCAAGGGGCUUGUAUUGAGUUGGGGGAGUAUGGGCUGGAAGGUGAUAUUGACAGGUUGAGGAGAGACAGGAUGGUGUUAAUGGCAGAAAUUGUGAAGUUGAGGCAGCAGCAGCACAAUUCUAGGGAGCAAUUGACUGCUAUGGAGGCUAGAUUGCAAACCACUGAGAAGAAACAUCAGCAGAUGAUGACAUUCCUUGCCAAGGCUCUCAGUAAUCAGUCUUUUAUGCAACAAUUGGCACACAGGAAUGCUCAGAACAAAGAAUUGCAGGGUGGUCAGAUCAGGCGAAAACGGAGACUGACUGCUAGCCCAAGUGUGGAGAAUAUGCAACAAGACCCUGUGACCAUGAUGGUGCCAAUUGAAUCAGUGGUGGAUUUUACAAGUCAAGAACAAGAAGGGUUGGCUACUGUUGAGCCUGAGAUGGGGUCAAUUUUCUCAGCUGCUUAUGAUAAUGAAUCAAGCAGUGAAAUCAAAGACCCAAUAUCAAGUUCAGUUCCUGCUGCAAGAGGGAGUAAUUUGAGUUCAGUCAGUGAUGCUAUGUGGGAGGACUUGCUGAACCAGGACCUGGUUGCUGGGAACCCUGAGGAUGAGGUUGUAAUUGGUGAUCUUUCCCAAAUUGAUGCACCAUUGGAGGAUUUGGUCUCAAAUCCUGAUGAUUGGACUGAGGAUUUGCAAGACCUUGUGGAUCAUAUGGGUUAUCUUGGGUCAAAACCUUAGUGGUUUUAGUCGUGGAUUUGUCAUUACUUUUGACUUCAAUUUACUCCUUCCCCUUGCACCAAGAUGCUAGGGAAGGUGGUAGUUGCAGAAGAAGCCAACCGAUAUUGCUCUUUAUCUGUAUCCUUUGUUAAACAUCAUAUUUUUGUGAAUAGCUUAAUAUAUCAGUUCUGCUUGUGCUACUAUUUUGAAUUCCCCGCACUGUUUGUAACUCCAUUGUAUAUUUUGCAGGCAGUAUCAAAGGAAGAAAUUCUGAGGAGAGGAAAGAAAUGAUUGACUAGUAAAUGAAAUAGUGUUUAGUCUGCUGAGAUUUUCAAGUGUUUAGGGGGUGAAUAAUAUUAUUUGAUUCAUGGAGAAGUUAUUCUCCAGUGUAUAUUUGUGAAACACACAUUUCUAGUGCUGUUGCAAACACCAAACACCUCUUACUCGAAUGAUUUGUUUAACUACGGUGUUUUCUUAAUGUUUUCUUAAUCACCAUUGCCAGAUAAUCCUUGAUAGUUUCUGCAAUGCCUUCUCAAACGAGAAAACAAUUGAAGAAUAGUUCAACAUUUGCUACCUAAGCAAAAUUGGUAGGCCGAUAGCUUCAAUUUACCUAGAACUCAGAAGUGCAUUUUUGAAUAUACGAUAACAGAUCACAACAGAUCACAGUGAGCUAAAAUCAUGAAGUUCAGCUACUCAAGCCAAGAAUAACAUCUAUUGAACGUGUUAUGAGGUCAAGAUAUCCAGAAUGUUUGGACAUACGCUCGACUUUUGACUGUAUUUAAAGAAGGAUUAUUCUUAUUCAAGAAAAGUGUCAUGAUUAUGGUGCCAACAGUGGCAGAACUUACUAAAUAUGGGGGCCAUGAUUGCCUGAUAAUCUUUGAGUUAGAGUUAUGCUCAGAAUUAAGCAGUUGCACAUCAACUUAGAUCUAAUUCCUCUGUCUGUUUGGAGAUUGAUUGUUUAACACUCUUUUUGUUAUGUAGGAAAGCAGGGAGUGAGAGGUCUUACUUGUCUAUUUUAGUGCAGGAGACAAUUUCCUUAGUUGCAUAUUUUGAUUCUGUUGGUUUUACUUUUGUUUGUCAUUUUAGUAAUUCUGUUGCAGACGUUUAGCUCGUAAUGUUGUGUCUUCUGACCAUUAUGUUUGGUGGGGGGAGGGGGGGGAGAUGUUCCCCCGGGCCUUGCGACGUUUGUAAACUCUGAUUUGCUGGCGUAUUUGCCUGUGGAUGAAACUGUUAAAAAUUA
Lotus japonicus is the source of this 2545-nucleotide messenger RNA. RefSeq names its product heat shock factor protein HSF30. The coding region runs from base 163 to 1326 and encodes 387 amino acids. The record is from RefSeq and is a predicted model, not a curated record. Gene Ontology annotation, molecular function: RNA polymerase II cis-regulatory region sequence-specific DNA binding; DNA-binding transcription factor activity. NCBI's taxonomy places the organism in Eukaryota, Viridiplantae, Streptophyta, Magnoliopsida, Fabales, Fabaceae. Gene Ontology annotation, biological process: regulation of transcription by RNA polymerase II. Gene Ontology annotation, cellular component: nucleus. The transcript has 3 exons.